UAACCGUCACAUGGCUCGCCGACGUCAUGGUCAUGUGACCACGCCGUAAUCAAGGUCUUUCGAGAAAUAGGUGCCAAGGCGCGCCACGCGACUGGGGUCCUACCCGGGGGGAGAUGUAGCUGUAGCUGUCCGCAGCGUGCCUGAUCACAAGUUUUGCGGUGGACACUCUAUAGAGAUGGUGAUCCCUAGAGCCCGCUGUCUUCUGCUGGCUGUAAUGUUGGUUCCAUACUUUGGUUGCUCUCUGGCCAGAAGAGGGCAGGAUGUGCACUGUGGAGCUUGCCGGGCUCUUGUGGAGGAACUGGAGUGGGAGAUCUCACAGGUAGAUCCCAAGAAGACUAUUCAGAAAGGAUCCUUUAGAAUAAACCCUGACGGCUCCCAAUCUAUAAUAGAGGUGCCCUACGCCCGAACAGAAGCUCAUCUUAUGGAGCUGCUCGAACAGGUUUGUGAAAACAUGAAAGAUUACGGUGAGAAGAUAGACCCAGAAACACAUCGGAAAACCUACGUACGUGUCCUUUCUCGUGACGGCAAAAGAAUGGAUGCCUCAAACACCAACAUUGACAGAAAAGUGAUAUCCGAUUUGAAAUUUACAUGUGAACGCAUAGUUGAGGAAUACGAAGAUGAGCUAAUAGAAUUCUUCUCUCAUGAGAAAGAAAAUGUAAAGGACAAACUCUGCAGUAAACGGACAGAUCUGUGUGAUCAUGCUGUGCACAUACCACAUGAUGAACUUUGACCUGCUGCUUCUUCCUCUAAGAUGGUCCAUAAAAAAUCAUAAAAGAAGAAAAAAAUGGAAUGUGAAUGGGGACUUAGUGCAUCAUGUUUCUUAAAUAUUUUUUACAUUAAUAUAAAAACUAUUUGUCAACAUGUGCUGUA
Molecule: messenger RNA, 870 nt
Organism: Hyla sarda
Lineage: Eukaryota; Metazoa; Chordata; Amphibia; Anura; Hylidae
Gene: CNPY2
Product: canopy FGF signaling regulator 2
Exons: 6
Coding region: 176-730 (184 amino acids)
Cellular component (GO): endoplasmic reticulum
Source: RefSeq, a predicted model, not a curated record